AAAUAACCAAAACUUACAUCUUUUCUAAACGGGGCUUCGAGCAUAGCCUCGACGUCCAGGUCUUCGGCCAUUGCGGACGUUCGGCACUAUUACUCCAAAAUUAGUAAAAAAUGUGUUAAAACGGCUUAAAUCGAUGUUAAAAUACAACCGAUACAAACGAAUMGAUUCGAUACGACAAAAUGGCGAUAGUCGUUCUAGAAUGUUGCCAAGUUACCAACCUUACAACAUGACAACGCGCUAAAUUUGAAAAAAUGCCCCCAUUUCGACUUGAGGCUCCGGAACGGCUGCCAACGCACAGCCGCAAGCCCCAGAUUAUCUACACCAAGAACCUGUACUCUGAGGGAGUGAAAGUCGAGUAUUGGCAAGAACUGUUAGAACAUCACCCAAUUGAUGUCGAUCCGUACUGUCAAGGGAAAGUCAAUUAUUUUCUCUCGCAUUAUCACAGAUUGGGCACAAGAGAUGAUAAGUCGUUCAGGACCACGACUGGAGACAUGCUACAACAAGUCUUUAUCAAAGACAAAAUUUAUCCGACCAAAAAGAUGAAGAGUUUUUACACUUUUAACGAAAAUGCGGAAUGUUUGACCAAAUAUCCGGAAAGCCAGUGUCGCAUGAUAUGUGCUGAUGAAUUUUUAACUAGCAUGCAGCAUAGUUAUCAAAUGCCUCGGCCGUACGUUAUGCAAAGGUUGGGUUUUCCAAAAAUCCCGUUUAUGCGAAAUGAGAAAUAUCGGCAUGAUCCGCCGGAUCUAAGUAGUGAAAAAUUCUAUGGUGAUAGUUUUGGCCGAGAAACUUGCCAAUUGCAGAAAUAUAAAGGUUUUCGUACAGUUUCUUACAAUCCAAUGACUGGGAAUUACACAAAGUCGCACUAAGAAAAAAAUAUAUAUUAAAAAAAUUCAUGUCUACAAAUAAAAAAUGUAUAAUGAAACUGAUUAAAGCCAUAAACUUA
This is a messenger RNA of Tribolium madens (black flour beetle), 943 nucleotides long. RefSeq lists its product as uncharacterized. The record is from RefSeq and is a predicted model, not a curated record. The transcript is spliced from 3 exons. Lineage: Eukaryota; Metazoa; Arthropoda; Insecta; Coleoptera; Tenebrionidae. The coding region runs from base 252 to 866 and encodes 204 amino acids.